CGGAAGGAGGCUCUCAAUUUGCCAAGGAGAUCCUCAUCACGGCAUUUAAAGUCAAUGCGGGAAGGCCGCGUGAACGCCACGAGGAGUGGUUGGCAGUUUAAUGGCUGGGCCACUUCGAGAAUUGGAUCACCGACGUCAAGGCCAGAAGCGACAAUCUACCUCGCACAAUUCGAUCCAAUGGCCGCGCAGCUUGACUUAGCUAUCUUUGCGUCCAACAUUGGACAAACUGCCAUCGUCGCCGAGCAAUCAGAAGUAGAGCUCGAAAAUCAAAAGGAGAAAAACGUACAACAGCCGAAAUUCGCUGGUGAUCACCCACCCAACUACUAACCGGCCGGCGUGGGGUGUGGCUUAAACGCGGUCAAAAGGCGGGUGGCUGCCACCCGGGUCCU
This is a messenger RNA of Aspergillus candidus, 389 nucleotides long. RefSeq lists its product as uncharacterized. NCBI's taxonomy places the organism in Eukaryota, Fungi, Ascomycota, Eurotiomycetes, Eurotiales, Aspergillaceae. The coding region runs from base 55 to 327 and encodes 90 amino acids. The record is from RefSeq and is a predicted model, not a curated record. The transcript has a single exon.